Molecule: messenger RNA, 612 nt
Organism: Colletotrichum higginsianum IMI 349063
Lineage: Eukaryota; Fungi; Ascomycota; Sordariomycetes; Glomerellales; Glomerellaceae
Product: Ser thr protein phosphatase family protein
Exons: 2
Coding region: 1-612 (203 amino acids)
Molecular function (GO): hydrolase activity
Source: RefSeq, a predicted model, not a curated record
AUGGACACCUCGAAUCCAGACUUGCUAGUCAAGACCCGGUUUCUAGUCAUCUCGGACACCCACGGCGCAAGAUGCUUGCCGGGGAAUAACAGACUCAUCGACCCCGUCGACGUGGCCAUCCACUGCGGCGACCUCACAGAAGAGAGCAAACUGGCCGAGUUCCGCGCAACCCUCGAGCUCAUGAAGACGAUCCAGGCGUCACUGAAGCUCGUCAUCGCCGGGAACCAUGACUGGACGCUCGACACGCCCAUGUUCAAGAAGAAGAUCGCCGAGAUAGCACCCCCGGUCGAUAUGGAGCUGGUCCGGAGGGAAUACGGCGACUUUGGCGAGGCACAACGCAUCCUCCAGGCAUCCGCCAAGAACGAGGACGACGACGAGUCCGGCAUCGUCUUCAUGGACGAGGGCACCCGCACCUUCACCCUCUCCAACGGCGCCUCGCUCACCCUUUUCGCGAGCCCCUGCACGCCUUCGGCAGACGACUGGGGCUUCCAGUACGACGCACGCGGUGGUCACCAAUGGGACAUCGGGAGCGACGUGGACGUUGUCCCGCAGCACUUGCCGUGGGUCGUCGACAUUGAGCUUCCCAGGGCCGCCCGCGAUGCUGCCGCUUGA